AUGGUUGGUUAUGAGAAGGAUGACAUAAACGCACACAAGAAGCUGAUAGCCGGGUGCACGUCGGGUGUCGUCACCAGGUUCAUCACCCAGCCUCUGGACAUCAUCAAGCUGAGGACCCAGCUGCAGAAGACGAACCCGAGGAAGGCGUACAAGUCACAAUGGCUGCCAACUGCGAUGAGGAUCUUCAGAGAAGAGGGACUGUUUGGGUUCUAUGCUGGACACAAUCUUGGUCAGAUGCAUUCGAUUCUGUCUGUGAGCAGCCAGUUCUACGUGUACGAGAUCGCCACGUCGUAUGCUGAUCAUUUUCACCCGUCCAACACUCACCAGCCAUACAUACGGUUCUUGUGCGGCAUCUUCGCCGGCUGCUGCAGCACGACCCUGGUGCUUCCCAUCGAGGUGAUCAGGGUCCGUCAGAUGCUGGUCAACGAGCAGUACCGCGGCAUCUUCAACGGCGCCGUGAUGGUCUACCGCAGCGGAGGAGUCCUGGCCUUCUAUGAGGGACUUAGUGCUUCACUCAUGCAGAUGGGUCCAGCCGUGGGCAUUUCCUUCGGCACGUUCAGCUACCUGCAGCCAGCGCUGCUGCGGUUCCUCCACGACCGCGACUGCGGCGCCGACGGCGACUGCGCGCACUCCACCUCCAACAAGUACAAACCCGAACACAUCCUGAUGGCCAGCACCAUGGCGGGCUCGGCGGCCGGCUUCCUGUCCAAAACUGCUACAUAUCCGUUUGACCUGGCCAAGAGGAGGCUGCAGAUUGCCAGCCAUGACCACAACCGCAAAUAUAAAAUCCCGACGACGGCCAGGAGACUGUUCAAGUGUAGGAACUUAACGCAGUGCAUCCUUAAAACUGUUAAGAAAGAAGGCGUCGUAGGGCUGUACCGAGGCUGGGCCAUCACGAUCUUCAAGGCCCAGCUGACCAGCGUCAUAGCGUUCACCACGUACGAGAUGAUGUGCUUUUUGCUCAGGGAAAUGGACGUUUGAAGGCAUUUUACAAUACUGGAUUAGUAUGUUGCAAGGCGGUUAUCAUAUCACUGCCUUAUAAAUUUGCCGCUAUUUGAAAUUUGCGGAAAUUUGAAAGUAGACGGAGUUAACACAUAUGAAUAAAGUUCCUGUGAUAUCAAUGUACAGUUUGGGUUUAAUGAAACUCUAUUUAAUCUGUUUCAUUUUUGGUCCCGCAUGAAGUGGAGAAUUUACCAAAUUAUAAUUUUGCGAAAUUACGUUAUUAUAAUUUUGAUGUGAUAUCUAUUAAUUAUACAUUAAUAGUUAAAAAUAAACAAACCAGUUCGAAGUUUUAAACCGAUACAAUAAAAUGUUUAAAGGCUUACUAAUUUAUUAUGCAAAGAAAUAAUAGAAAAACUGUAAUAUAGUAAUUCAAUGUGAUAGAAAAUAGGUCAGGAUAGAUAUACAUACAUACAUACAUAAAAUCACGCCUCUUUCCCGGAGGGGUAGGCAGAAACUAGAUAGAUAUGUAUAUAAUUUAUGUAUUUAUGGCUUGAAUUGUAGCCGCAUGUGCUUUUAUUGCGAUAAU
Messenger RNA from Amyelois transitella, 1528 nucleotides. RefSeq names its product mitochondrial thiamine pyrophosphate carrier. NCBI's taxonomy places the organism in Eukaryota, Metazoa, Arthropoda, Insecta, Lepidoptera, Pyralidae. Gene Ontology annotation, molecular function: thiamine transmembrane transporter activity. The transcript has 6 exons. The coding region runs from base 1 to 981 and encodes 326 amino acids. Gene Ontology annotation, biological process: thiamine pyrophosphate transmembrane transport. Gene Ontology annotation, cellular component: mitochondrial inner membrane. The record is from RefSeq and is a predicted model, not a curated record.